AUUUUAUUGUAGUAAUAACUACCUCACAGAAGCUUAUCGAAAAAGACUAGGCUGUAUGGGCAUUGUUCCCUUUGCCUUCCCUGAAAAGGGAGAACUUAACAAAAAAAAUUGUUUUUGUUUGCAAUUAGAACUGGCGGUGUGGCGGUCACUGAACAAUUAUUUUAUACUGGCGCUCCACUCCCCUGACCAAGUAAUCUUUUGGCGGUCUGGCCGUCCUUCCCUUUCGCUAAAAAAAAUGAAAGAAGUAAGUGAUACUAGUAAUAUGUGUGCAGUAAAGGAAAUGCUGCUUGAUGAGAGCAAAUUGGUCACUUACGUCUCCCUUAGCAAAGAACUUUGUAUCCAUGUAAAUGAAAGCAAGGUUUUACUCACCAAUGUUCUUAGCGAGCUACGCAAAAUCCCUACGAAUACAUCUCUUAGUGCAAGCUACAUCAUUUCUGGAUUACUUGACAAUAACAGGGCUCAAACAACCGUUUGCAAUGAAAGUGAAUUAUCGGAUUUACAAACCAAAUUCAAAACUAUAUUUUUUCAGCAUGUGUAUAGCUUAUGUGCUGGAAAUUCAUCUGCAGACAAUGUCUCGUAUAUGGCGGUUAACAAAUUUGAGGACUUACCUCUAUGCACUGGUCUUAUAAAAAGUAACUUGUGUGAAAAGAGACCAGCUGAAGAAAUUCAAAAAUCAAGAACCAGUAGUCAAGAUAUAACGAUUGAGAAAAAAUCUGCCCCUGCUUUGCAGAAGAAAGUUAAAGAAGAAUGUAAUAAAGAGAAAAAUAACACAGGUGAAAACUCUGUCGCAAAAAUUCAACAUACAUUAUCAGAACCUUUGAUAAAAACAGAGCUACCAUCACCCAAAAAAACCCUGUCUAAUGGUUAUUCACAUAAACCUGAUUUAAAAAAUGUUAAUAAGAACCAAAAAGGAAUAGCUGGAUUUUUUAAUAGAGACAGUAAUAAUACUAUAACUAAAAAGUCUGUGAAUAACAUUCAAGAAAAUCAUUCUGAAAAAAAUCAUGAAGAGAUAAGAAAAUCUGAGAAAAUGGAAGUUGACGAAGAAGUGAGAAAACAUCAUAAUAAAAAAGAAGACAGUAGCACAUCUAAAUCUACAAAAAAUCUUGAUCAAAUAAAGAAGACUGCCAAAGUGAAUAAGAAGCGAAAACGAGUAUUGCAGGUCUCGGAUAGUGAAAGUGAGAAUGAAAAGAAUGAUCCUUUUGUAGAUAAAUCUGCAACUGAACCAGAGUCAGAUGAUGAAAUACCUCCUACUCCAUUAAUAAACACUGUUAAAAUUACUUCUGGAAUUGUAAAUCCUAAGAAGAGGAGAAAGAUAGUUGAUAAGACUUAUACUGAUGAAGAAGGAUAUAUAUUAACUAAAAAGGAAGAAGUCUAUGAGAGUUGUUCAGAAAAUGAAGAUAUUAAUACCAAGGAAAACAAUGAAAAUGUUAAAGUCACACCUUUGAAAACUAUUGAUGCUCCACCAAAAGAUAAGAAAAAUAUCAAUGUUAAUAAAAAUAAUAAGAAAAAGUUGAGUUCCCCUCAGAAAGGAAAACAGGCAACAUUGAUGAACUUUUUUAAAAAAGUAUAAAUAAAAGAAAUAUGUUCUUAUUACAAAUUAUGGUAACAUUUUUUAAAAUAUUAAUCCUGACCCCCCUGAAUGGGUCCUGUAGUAUGGGUAUGUUUUGUUAUUUUAAAAUUAUGUUCUGGUUUGAAAGUAAAUCCUAUUCAUAACAUAUUUUUUACUUUUAUCAGGACACAAUUUUGUGUUCUUAAGAAAUACAAAUUUUAUUGUGUAACUAUGGAAUAUGGAUAACCUUAUAAACAGGUUUCAAACUAUAAAGAACUAUUUAAUAAAAAAAAACAAGCUGAUUCCAUUUUGUUAUUGUUCAGUUUGCUGGAAAUAAAAUAAUGUCGCAUGAUAGGUAUUUCGUUUUUAUUUGUGAAAUUAAAUUAAUAAGUUCUCCACAUCACAUUUAAAAGCUGCUUACUGACAAUGAGUUGUUGAAAACUUAUUUUAAAAACUAUCUUUUGGUUCCAAUUGCCACAACCCAAUCAGGGUGAACUUGGACAUCCACUAAAUAUGAGCAUUUUGUGUUGUAAGUUGAAGAUUGUACAUCUUGACUGGAUACUUGCUUAUUUUUGGCUUGGUUAUCCCAUAGAACUUUCACUAUUCCAUCCAUGCCCGCAGAACACAAUAGAGAAUUUUCAAUUGAUAAAUCACUAGGGUCCAAUUGUAUCCUAUUGGUGAGACUGGCUUUUCCCACUGCUGACCAGUCCAGAGCUGUCACUUUUCCAUGAUGCCCUCUGUGCUCAUGAACGCAUGUGCAAGCUGCCAGAUCCCAGACUUUUAUCUUCUUGUCAUCACCGGCACUGGCCAAGUAAUCGCCGGAUGGAGCAAAGGCCAGGGCUCUGACGACUCCGCGAUGACCGCAUAGAACUCUGACAAGACGCGCGUCACACACGGUCCACAGGCGGACGCUGCGAUCCGCGCCCCCGGUGGCUAUGUACGCUUCGUUUGGGUGGAACUUUACGCAAGUAACAUCAGACAUAUGUCCCACAAAUACUCUCACAGGAAAGGUUCUAUCUAAUGACCAAAGCUUUGCAGUUCUAUCAUGAGAUCCUGUUACAAUGAAUAGUCCAUUUUUUGAAACAUCCAUACACCAUAUAGGGUAAUUGUGACCUCUAUAUAUAGAAGCACAUGAGUAAUCAUAUAAUCGCCAGGCCCUCAUCGUACAAUCAUGGGAAGCCGACAAAACUAAUUGUUCCUGAGCUAGUACACUGACUGCUUGUAUGGGCCCUGUGUGACCUCUCAGUGGUAAUCCAGCACCUACUUGUAAAGUAUUGUCAUCCGGUGGGGGCUCAGGUGGCAUGUUGCAUGCUAUUUCUACUUCAGAUAUGUUUCUAUUGAUUCUACGUUUAACAUUGUUUUGUCCCAAAUCCCAUAGCCUGAUUUCAGAGUUACUGAAACCUCCACAUAGCACAUUGCAAUAGGGGUCAGUCUUGGCACAUACUAGAUGUGAAUCUGGAGCUGCAACUUUGUACAAUUUGAGUGGUGCCAUUGAUUCCCUUACUCCUUUGAUUGCAUCUUGUAAAUCUUUAAGCUCUUUGUCUAUACUUUGAUAGUCUGCAUGGCCAUUACAUUUUGAAAAUAUAUCCAGAACAUUGUCGUCAAAAGCAUUUUGUUCAGCAUUAAUUUUGGGAAUAUUUCUCUCCUCCUCUACUUGAUCUUCAUCAUCAGAAGUCUUCUUGUUAGUGUCAUUACUGAUAUCGAUGUGAAACCAUGUCUGCAGAACCUGUAUUAAGAGCACAUGACUGUGUUUAGCAAGAUAUGCUUUGAGUAUGUUAAGGGCAUCUUGGGAUAAAUAAAUAUCAAAUUUACAGGAUCUAAAUGCAGCUAUUGAUGGUCUUGUUUCAACUUCUUGCAAAGUAUAUAUUGAGCCAAUAUCAUCUAGGAUUUGGUUCAAAUAGUCUUUCUCAGGUGUUUCAUUGUCUAUUGUACCAUUUUGUAGGGAAUUGAAGAGUUGCUCUAAACUGUUUGGCCGAUAUAAAGCCGAGGGCAAAUUCCCAUCAAUAGGCUGAUGAUAUGACAUAUCUUUUUGUGGUAAUGUUGCCGAAUGCCUUUUCAGGAACAUCUGUGCUUGUCCACCAUGACCACCACGUAGCAUCUCCAAGUAAAGAUGGCAUAGCAAAGGGCUCAACAAACCAAGCAAUUCAUUUUUAACUUUUUCCACUUUUAAGUCUUUGAUGAAGUUUACCAACUUGCUAUACUGAGUAUCAUAUUGCCCGGGAUCAUUGUUUAUACAUGAAAAUAAGAUUGAAUUAGCGCGACUCGCUUCACAUUGAACAAUGGUAGAAACAGCCAUCUGUUCGGCACUUCGACUCAAAGAAUUGUUGCUGUUAAAUAUGUUUACGUCGGGAUAGUUUCGACGUUCUAAGUAGGAAGUGACUGCAGCUUUGACUGCAUCAUUGCGCGUCUUUUUGAUCAAAGACAUUGAUUGCAGAAAUUAUGUAAUUUAAGGUGUAAGUAAAAUUAAAUAUUUGUAAACAAACUUCGUCUUCAUUGCAUUUUACGAAAGCAAACAAACCACAAACCAUCAAAGCUGCAGGCCAAUUAUGCUCGCUAAUUGUAAUAUUGUUUUGAUGUCAAUUUCACAUUACGCAUUAUGCUUUCCGAAAAAUGCGAUAUCAAAAUGACAUCUUAAAUGCGUAUUACGUUCAACUUU
Messenger RNA from Chilo suppressalis (striped riceborer), 4205 nucleotides. The record is from the annotation of a GenBank genome assembly. NCBI's taxonomy places the organism in Eukaryota, Metazoa, Arthropoda, Insecta, Lepidoptera, Crambidae.